This is a messenger RNA of Erinaceus europaeus (western European hedgehog), 6921 nucleotides long. RefSeq names its product sterile alpha motif domain containing 9 (gene SAMD9). NCBI's taxonomy places the organism in Eukaryota, Metazoa, Chordata, Mammalia, Eulipotyphla, Erinaceidae. Gene Ontology annotation, molecular function: protein binding. The record is from RefSeq and is a predicted model, not a curated record. The transcript is spliced from 4 exons. Gene Ontology annotation, cellular component: cytoplasm. The coding region runs from base 391 to 5199 and encodes 1602 amino acids.
UAAAGUCUAGCCUGCAAACUUCCUUCAUCCUCUCAGCCUCCCACCUGCCAGUUUUUCCGGCACACCCUUUUCUGAGACACACCCUGAAGUUUCUGAGCCAAGUACUGCCUGGAGUGAGAUUGAAGCAGAAAUAAUUUUUCAUAAAAGCUGGUAUGAAGAAAAUAUUUUUCUUUGUCAUCAUUAAAGGAAGAGAAAACAGAGGCCGGAUGUUUUCUACCAUGAAUUAUCAUAAUUUCUUCUUAUUUAAGUAGAAGAAAAUUGCAAGACAACUUGGGGAGAGAAAGAGUAAAGAGAGGGAAAGAGAGGAGAGACAGCACAGCAUUGCUUUACCAUCCACGGAGUUCCCCCUGUUCUAGCCAUGGUGCUCUGACAUGAUCAUUGGGCUCAUACAUGAACAGAGAAAAAUUGAGAGGGGAACAGAAGAUAAAGAACAAGAGAGAAAAAGAGACAUCUACAGCACUAUUUCACUACGUUGGGAAACUUCAUCCUACAGGUAUAAGAAUGGCAACACAGCAGAACCUACCAGAAAAUACAGAUGACUGGACAAAAGAGGAUGUAAAUUGGUGGUUAAAAAGUCAAAAAAUUGACCAAACACACAGGGAAAUUUUGGCUGCACAAGAUGUGGAUGGAGCAGUUUUGAAGUGGUUAACUAAAAAAGACCUUCUUGAUAUGGGGAUAACACAUGGACCAGCUAUCCGAAUACAAAAUCUAUUCAAAGAAUUGCAGAAAAUACCCCCUGAAGACCCUACUCAGACACGUAAGAGAAGAAAAAGUGGUAAAAAUAUCCCUAAAAUACAGAUUUUGAUGCAAGAUGAAAAUGGAGAGACCUCAAAGCAAAAACAAAAAGAUAAAGAAAAAUUAGACACGACCAGUGUUUCCACAAUGAUUACAACUACUGAGGACUCUAAGUCACCCAUAGAACUGACAUGUAUACCAUAUCCUUUUGAUGAAUUCAGUAGUCCGUAUCGGUACAAAUUGAAUUUUAGUCUGCAGCCUGAAACAGGACCACUCAAUCUCAUUGAUCCCAUACAUGAAUUUAAAGCUUUCACCAACACAGAAACAGGCACAGAAAUGGAUGCUAAAAUGAAAUUUAGCAAUGAGGUUUUCCGAUUUGCUUCAGCUUGUAUGAAUUCACGUACCAAUGGGACCAUCCAUUUUGGAGUCCAAGACAAACCCCAUGGGAAAAUUGUGGGUGUGAAAUUAAUCAGCGUCACCAAGGAAGGCCUUAUUGACCACUUCAACCUUAUGAUCCAACAGUAUUUUGAACACCAUCAAGUCCAAAAAGCAAAGAAAUGCAUCAGAGAACCAAGAUUUGUAGAAGUGUUGCUGCCUAAUAGUACUCCAUCUGAAAGAUAUGUUAUUGAAGUAGAUGUCAUUCCAAAAUACUCUGAAUGUGAACGUGAUUAUUUCCAGAUUAAAAUGCAAAAUUAUGACAACAAAAUAUGGGAACAGAGUUCAAAAGUUUCAGUCUUUGUGCGAGAUGGUGCCAGUUCUAAGGACAUCAUAAAAAAGAACUCAGACUUCAAAGAAUUUAAAUUAGAUUUAAAAGUACUGGCAGAGUCUAGAAAAGAAGCAGAAGAAAAAUCCAGAAUAAAACCAAACAGAGGAGAAAAUGAAGGACCCAAACUUGUUAGAUUGUUGACAGGAAAUAAGGACUUGUUAGAUAAUUCAUAUUAUGACUCAUACAUUCUUGUGACAAAUAAAUGCGACUCAAAUCAAAUAAGCCACUUAGAUUUCCUAAAGGAAAUUCAGUGGUUUGCUGUGUUGGAGUUUGAUCCUGAAUCUGUGACCAAAGGAGUAGUCAAAGCUUAUAAAGAAAGUCGAAUAGCAAACCUUCACUUUCCAAGUCAAUAUGUGGAGGAAAAAACCACAACAAGUGAGAAGAUUUUGAGUCUGAAUCUUUAUCAUCAACCCAGCUGGAUUUUCUGCAAUGGUAGGUUAGAUCUUGACAGUGAUAAAUAUAAGCCCUUAGAUGCAAGUUCCUGGCAAAGAGAAAGAGCUUCUGAAGUCAGGAAAAUGAUUUCAUUUCUCACACGUGAGGACAUAAUGCCAAGAGGGAAGUUUUUGGUGGUAUUUCUCUUACUUUCCUCAGUGGAAGACCCAAGAGACCCUCUCGUUGAGACCUUCUGUGCUUUCUACCAAGAUCUCAAAGGAAUGGAAAAUAUAUUGUGUAUUUGUGUACACUCACAUAUAUUCCAGACAUGGAAAGAUCUACUUGAAGCAAGACUAGUGAAAAAGCAAGAUGAAUUAUCAAGCCAAUGUAUUUCUUCUCUAAGUCUUGGAGAGAUAAAUGGUACUAUUCUUAAGUUAAAAUCUAUGACUAAAUCUUCAAAGAGAUUUUUGCCGUCUAUUGGUGCAUCUACUGUCCUUCUGAAGAAGGAAGAAGAGAUCAUGACUGCUCUAGAAAUUCUCUGUGAAAAUGAAUGUGAAGGGACACUCUUAGAGAAAGACAAAGAGAAAUUACUUGAACUUAAAACAUCAAAAGAGGAAGACUUCUACCGAGGUGGUAAAGUGUCAUGGUGGAAUUUCUUCUUUUCUUCUGAAAACUAUUCUACACCUUUUGUCAAAAGGGAUGAAUAUGAAAGGCUUGAAUCAAUGAUUAAAAAUGGAGCAGAUUCUCCUAAACAAACAUGUGUUAAAAUUAUUCAUCUGUACCAUCAUCCAGGUUGUGGUGGGACUACCCUGGCUAUGCAUAUUCUCUGGGAACUCAGGAAGAAGUUCAGAUGUGCUGUGCUGAAAAACAAGACAGUGGAUUUCUCUGAAAUUGGAGAACAAGUGACUAAUUUAAUUACCUAUGGGGCAGCAAACACUCAGGAAUAUUUACCUGUACUUCUACUUGUUGAUGAUUUUGAAGAACAAGAUAACGUCUAUCUUUUGCAAGCAUCUAUUCACACAGCUGUAGCAAACAAGUACAUUCGAUAUGAGAAACCUUUAGUGAUCAUCUUAAAUUGCAUGAGAUCACAGAAUCCUGAAAAAUGUUCAAAGAUGCCAAACAGUAUUGCAUUAAUACAACAACUAACUCCCAAAGAACAGAGAGCUUUUGAGCGAAAAUUGAAAGAAAUUGAAAAGCAGCAUGAAAACUUUAAAGACUUUUAUUCCUUCAUGAUUAUGAAAACAAAUUUUGAUAAAAAGUACAUAGAAAAUGUGGUCAGGAAUAUCUUAAAAGGACAAAAUAUUUCCACCAAGGAAGCUCAGCUCUUUUCUUUCCUGGCUCUUCUUAACUCAUAUGUGCCUGAGACCACAAUUUCAUUAUCACAGUGUGAAAAUUUCCUAGGAAUCACAAACAAGAAGGCUUUCUGGGGAACAGAAAAAUUUGAAGAUAAGAUGGGCACUUACUCAACAAUUCUGAUAAAAACAGAGGUGGUGGAGUGUGGGACAUACUGUGGAGUUCGAAUUAUUCACCCAUUGAUAGCUAUUCGCUCACUAGAGGAAUUAAAUAUAAGCUAUCAUUUGAAUAAAAGUAAAAUUACACUGGAGAUGCUAAGAGAAAAUUUCUUUUAUGAUACUGGCCUAGGGAAAGAAAAAUUUUUCCAAGAUAUGCAAACACUGCUGCUCACAAGACAACGCAAUGAACAUGAAGGUGAAACAGAAACUUGGUUUUCCCCAUUUAUUGAAGCACUGCAUAAAGAUGAAGGGAAUGCAGCAGUUAAAGAUGUAUUACUUGCAGGUAUCCAUCGAUUCAAUCCAAAUGCUUUCCUUUGCCAAGCUUUAACAAGACAUUUCUACAUUAAAGAGAAAGACUUUAGCAAUGCUUUACAGUGGGCAAACCAAGCAAAAAAGAUAGAACCUAACAACUCUUACAUCUCAGAUACACUGGGUCAAGUAUACAAAAGUAAAAUAAGAUGGUGGAUAGAUGAUAAUGGAAGAAACAGAAACAUUUCGGUUGAUGAUCUUACUGAUCUUUUGGAGUUAGCAGUGAAUGCCUCAAAUGCAUUCAAAGAAUCACAACAGCAAAGCGAACACAAAGAGUAUGAGGCAAAGGAACGGUUUCAUCAAAAGUCAAAACGGCGGUAUGAUACUCACAACAUAGCUGGUUAUCAAGGGGAGAUAGAAGUUGGGCUCUACACAAUCCAAAUUCUCCAGCUCAUUCCUUUCUUUGACCAUAAAAAUGAACUAUAUAAAAGAGAUUUGAUCAAGUUUAUAUCAGGAAAUGGUGAUAUUCCUGGAGAACCAAACAAUGAAUAUAAAUUGGCUCUGAAGAAUUUUAUUUCUUAUCUAACCAACUUGCAGUCUUCUUUGAAAAAGUGCUUUGAUUUUUUUGACAAUUAUUUUGUCCUUUUCAAACCCAGGAAUAAUAUUAAGCAAAAUGAACAGGAUAAAACUAGGAGAAAGGUAGCUGGAUAUUUUAAAAAGUAUGCAGAUGUGUUUGGUCCCUUAGAAGAUUCUGGAUCAAAGCUCAGUUUGCCACUUCAAGUAGAAUUGUGUAGGAGAAGGCUAGAAGUUCUAAAAGCAGACAAGUUUUCUGGGCUCUUGGAAUAUCUUAUCAAAAGCCAAGAACAUGCUAUAAACACCAUGGAAGAUAUAGUGAACAAAUAUACUUUUCUCUUUGAACAAUGCUCUUCCAGAAUUCAGGCAAAAGAAAAACAAAAUUUCAUUUUGGCCAACAUUGUUCUUUACUGUAUUAAACCUACUUCCAAAUUGGUGAAGCCAGUUAAAAAUCUGAAAGAUCAACUUCGAGAAGUCUUGCAACAAAUAGGAACAACUCAUCGAUUUUCAGAACCAUAUUUUCUGGCUUCUCUCUUAUUCUGGCCAGAAAACCAACAACUAGAUCCAGAUUCUAGACAAAUGGAAAAGUAUGCUCAUUCAUUGGAAAUUUCUUUUAGGGGACAAUACAGACAUAUGUUUCGUACAAAACAACCUAUUGCAUACUUCUUCCUUGGGAAAGGUAGCAAAAUGAACAGACUUGUUCACAAAGGCAAAAUUGAUGAAUGCUUUGGUAAGAUACCUGAUAUUAAUUCUGUAUGGCAGAGUGGAGAAGUAUGGAAGGAGAAAAAAGUUCAAGAACUUUUGCUUCGUUUAAAGGGGCGAGCUGAAAAUAACUGUCUAUGUAUAGAAUAUGGAAUUAAUGAAAAAAUCACAAUACCCAUCACCCCUGUUUUCUUGGGUCAGCUUAGAAGUGGCAGGAGCAUAGAAAAAUGUUCUUUUUAUCUGGGAUUUUCUAUUGGAGGUCCACUUGCUUAUGACAUUAAGAUUAUUUAAGAGCCUAAUCUUCCCCCUCCAUGAAUGUGAUCUCAGUACCACCCAUUUUUUAGAUUCAGGACAUGGGUUUCAUAUUUAUAAAUUUACAAAUAUAUCCUAUGACUUUUAACUUCCAUGAAUAUAAUAUUGCUCUUUCUUCUUAAACAUCACAUGAGUCCUAAACAGACGAUAGUGAAUAACAAAGGGGUGAGAAAUGUAGAAUAGAUGAACUAUCAUUCUUGUCUUAAAUAGCAUAAUCAAGAACAAGAUUAGAAGGAACUGUGGAUGAAACUCAGAGGGGUAAAUGUAAUAUAUCAGCCCCACAGAACCCCACCACUUAUACCAAUUAUACAGUCAAGCUGUAGAUUGAGGUUAAAUGUGUGCUUUCUUAUCAAAUGUGAACAUUUGGAGGGGUAGUUGUGACUCUAAGACAUUAUAAUGUUCAAGAAGCCAUUUUAUAGAAGAAAGGCAAGAUUCUCUCAAACCGAUGAUCAACAUUUAUUCCUUCCAUGUAGACUGGAAAUGUCACUCAAGUGUUUCAAAGCAAAGGAUCAAUCAAUUUUUCAAAAAUCUAGAUGUUAGUAGAUCUUACAAAAGUAGGCUCAAAAAUUAGUCUGACAUUUGGAGGAAGUUGUGCAAAAGUAAAAUUCAUAUGUAUACCUAAUGAUAUGGCAGACUGCUCAACAAGCAAACAAAAUGGCGCUCAGACUCCAAGGCUACUGAAUGAAAAGUAUUCUAAUUACAAAACUGGUGAAUCCCUCAUCCCAAGGGAUCCCAACAUACUGUCAAGAUAAAUAUAGAAGUUAUGCACUGAAUAAUCAAAGCCAGUGAGAUGUGAUCAAAAAUGUAAUUUUCCAUAAUGGAAUUAUGGAUAAGAACAAUUUCAGUGGUUAUCAAAAUACUUUAUAACAACUGAAUCAGACUGUAUCCAUCCUUAUCUAUAUUAACAUUGCAGAGAAAGAAUCAGACACUAAAAGCUAGGAAGUGCAUACAUUACCCAUGAGAUAGUCUUUCCAAGUAAUCCAGAUGAAUCUCAUCAAUCCUCUAGAUUCUAUUUCUAAUUUAAAGAAAAAGAUAUUGGAUAUCCUGUAAUGUAAUUCCAUGUAUAAAGUGUAAGGAUGGUGAAGGGCAGUUUAUCUACAAGUUCCAACCUCAGUUAACAAUUGAUUCAUGAUUUAUACCUGGUAGUUCAUUAUAUUCUUCUCUUUUCUCUGGACACUGCUUUUGAAAGUUUCUGUUAUGUUAGGCCCAGUCCUUAACAAUACCAUAAGUCAGAAAUAAGUAUUGCUUUGGUUUAAAAAAAUCUGUAAUAAAAUCUGGUCAAACAAAAAAAUGCUGUUUUUUGUCCUUAUAAUUCCAUUUGAAUCCUUUCCCAGCGGGAGAGGCUUUUUUCUUCUGUUCUUACAUAAAUCUAAACUCUUGGUAUAAGAGAAAAGUCACAUGGCCAAACACAAUAUCAUUUUAAAAAAUGAAAAUGACCAACCACAUUUUUCUCAGGACCAUUUCCCACUCUGCCCCAGUUUUCAUUCUAGCUAUUUGUAGUGGAGUCCUCAUGCCAGCUGAUUCUUCUGAAUUCCAGUUAAUUCUGUUUAGGCAGAUAUACUGCUCUCACCCCCAUGACCUAUCUUGGCUGCACUUAAGAUGGUCAUAAAUGCUUAUUCUAUCAUAGAUGGAGAGAAAAACUCACUUUCAGUCUUGAAAACAACAUCCCACAUGGUCAGGAAGACACAGGUCAAGUCUUCC